Molecule: messenger RNA, 795 nt
Organism: Bipolaris oryzae ATCC 44560
Lineage: Eukaryota; Fungi; Ascomycota; Dothideomycetes; Pleosporales; Pleosporaceae
Exons: 2
Coding region: 1-795 (264 amino acids)
Source: RefSeq, a predicted model, not a curated record
AUGACUGGAGAGUAUUACAAGCCUAGCAACCCCCGUCUUCCAUCUUGGGUUCCCGAUUUUGGUUCGAGAUCUACCAGGCCAGUCUCCUCUUUUCUGCCCAACCAAGAUGUAGGAGAGUCGCAGCGAGUAUUCAUGACAGCUGGACCAGAUCGGUCAAGAUCCUUGUCUGCUAUUCAGUUUGGAGAUGACCCUCGUACGCUGAUUCUACGAGGCCGUGUGUUUGACGUGGUCAACCAACGCGGAGAAGUUUACCCCUCCCCAGAUGACAUUAAUUUUGCUAGCCGCGCAAGCAAACCGAUCCUUGAUCAGUGGAAAACCAUGGCUAUGAACACUCAGUCUGGAACAUAUCAUUCGCUUCAUGCUAAAGAGGAUGCCUUUUGGAGAACAACUUUGAUCGACCUACAGGUCGAAGGGCUCCAUUUCGAGGAAAAUGCUGGGUGGAUCCCAGCACAGCGACUCCCAGUAGAUGCAAAAUACAUCCCGCCUAAAACCACGAAGGAGGAGGGACAUUUGCUGCAAGCUAUGGAGCAACGACAGCUUUGCUUGAACGGGCGAAGGUUUUGUAUAACUAAGAAAGGUCAUUUCUGCUUAUUGCCACUGACUGCUUCCGAAAAGGAUGUGAUCUGUGUAUUGCUGGGCGGAGAGGUGCCCUACGUACUGAGACGUACCGAUGAUCAAAGCCAAGAUUCAUAUACAAUGGUGGGAGAAUGUUAUGUGCAUGGGAUCAUGGAUGGUGAGGCUAUUGUCGACAUUCUGGAAGGCAAAGACAAGGGCGAUGUCUUCAGGCUGCGUUGA